This is a messenger RNA of Ochotona curzoniae (black-lipped pika), 1082 nucleotides long. Its product is annotated as component of Sp100-rs-like. Gene Ontology annotation, biological process: regulation of transcription by RNA polymerase II. Bases 147 to 1082 code for a protein of 311 amino acids. Lineage: Eukaryota; Metazoa; Chordata; Mammalia; Lagomorpha; Ochotonidae. Gene Ontology annotation, molecular function: DNA-binding transcription factor activity, RNA polymerase II-specific. The transcript is spliced from 7 exons. The record is from RefSeq and is a predicted model, not a curated record. Gene Ontology annotation, cellular component: nucleus.
AGGCUGUUGGCAGGAGGGGACAGCAACAGCUCUACCAGGAGAGUUCUUAGCCACUUCCUUAGCUGUCUGUCAGUCCGCAGAGCAGCUCCAGUGUCCUCAGCUUCUGUGGUUCCUGGGGACUAGUGCAGAUUCCCAGGAGAUCAGAGAUGUCCACAGAAGACGAAGAAGAAAAGCUCAUCUAUGAGGCAGUGUUAAAUCAUUUCAAGAGCUGCAGAGUGGAGAUCUCACAUGCAAUAACGCACACAUUUCCUUUCCUGCAUGGCCUCCGUGACCGUGGACUCAUCACGGAUAGAAUGUUUCAGGAUGCAGAAAAUUCUUGGAGAAACAUGAUGCGUGUUGAACAUGUGGUGUAUGAUGUUCUUGAGAAACUGGAGAAGUUUGACGAGACUGUUUUCGAGGCAGUGUUCAACGAGGUCAACCUGCAGGAAUACCCCAAAUUAGUUCCUGUUCGUAAAAGCUUUGAAAUUGAAGUCAACCGCAAGCUUCGAUUCCAGAACAAUGUCAGAGGCCACAUAGAGGAGAAUUCCAGGAUUCAGCUGCCACUGGAACAAGAGAUGUCCACAGAAGACGAAGAAGAAAAGCUCAUCUAUGAGGCAGUGUUAAAUCAUUUCAAGAGCUGCAGAGUGGAGAUCUCACAUGCAAUAACGCACACAUUUCCUUUCCUGCAUGGCCUCCGUGACCGUGGACUCAUCACGGAUAGAAUGUUUCAGGAUGCAGAAAAUUCUUGGAGAAACAUGAUGCGUGUUGAACAUGUGGUGUAUGAUGUUCUUGAGAAACUGGAGAAGUUUGACGAGACUGUUUUCGAGGCAGUGUUCAGCGAGGUCAACCUGCAGGAAUACCCCAAAUUAGUUCCUGUUCGUAAAAGCUUUGAAAUUGAAGUCAACCGCAAGCUUCAAUUCCAGAACAAUGUCAGAGGCCACAUAGAGGAGAAUUCCAGGAUUCAGCUGCCACUGGAACAAGGUAACAAGCAUUUCUCACUUGUAGAGGGAACGGAGCCAGCUGGGUUCUGGACAGAGAGGAUAAGCCAGGGAUGGAACGUGGGAGGACAUGGAGAAGGUCAGGGACACAAGGGAGGACAUUGA